Penicillium taxi is the source of this 1497-nucleotide messenger RNA. Its product is annotated as SH3 domain protein. Gene Ontology annotation, molecular function: protein binding. The record is from RefSeq and is a predicted model, not a curated record. The transcript has a single exon. Lineage: Eukaryota; Fungi; Ascomycota; Eurotiomycetes; Eurotiales; Aspergillaceae. The coding region runs from base 1 to 1497 and encodes 498 amino acids.
AUGAUUAGUCCGUGGCUCGAAAACGUCUUCAACGUUACUGCCUUUGAUCAGUCAUUGAACAAUUAUGUCUCUAAUACCUUAGUAUCGUCCAAGUAUGUCGAUCUGCUGGGAUGCGUGGGUCAGAACACAACCGCAACGAACGAUUACUACGCCCAAUAUACCAUCAGUGUGAUCUGUAGCAGCAUCGUUCAGAGCUCAAUUGAUGAGUGCAACUUGUCCGUCAAACAAUCCGAACCAAUCUGCGCAGCAACAUGUGCCUUGAUGGCCACCAGCGAGGAGGAAAUUGUGGUCAACAGUGAUCUCUGCUCAAUUACUAACAAGGACUAUAUGAGCCAGAUUCGCUCCGACUUUACCAUUUGCUCAAAUCCCACAAAUUCGCUCACCACAGGCUGUGUGGAUGGAUCAACUAACGAGCCAAAUAACUGCGGCUUCUUAAACAACACAAUCGGGCUCUGCACUUUCUGUCAAUCCAGUUCCUUCAACUCGACCGAUGCAUGCUGCACAAGCGCCAAUGCCACCACUCGCUGCAGUGGCAUCACCAUUCCCACCUCAACCGCAACUUUACAGCCGAUCACAACUGCCACCACCUCUGCUGCCGCCAGCAACAAAGGACAUGGUCUCUCCGGCGGGGCUAUUGCCGGGAUAGUGAUUGGAUCGGUCGCUGGAGUGGCCAUAUUGGUGGCACUUAUCGCUCUGCUUUUGAUCUGCUGCCGACGUCGUCGCCGUGCGCGUCAGACCGAGGCUACGUUGAACCAGCCAAACCCACAGAGGGUAGGAUUUGCACCCCAUAUGCAGCAAGUGGAAUCGCCAGAACACAACAUGGCUCCAGGCGGUCGUGUGGCACGCAUGUCAGCCUUGCGCGAGGUCCCUAGCGUUUCUUCACCGGCUCACUCACGAACAUCGGCCGCCAUGUUUGGUGCAGCUAAAUAUAGUGAUACUUCUGAUUCGGAAGCCACAGGAGCCAGCCCCGGUGCCAUGUCCAGGCGUAUCCCCCCGGUGACUGGAAAACGCCAUGCAUCCCUGUCAACAAGCUCAAUUGUCGCUGGACUAGAGAGUGAAAGCUCGCCUCGGUCCAAUACUACCGGACAACAUUCUUCUCCAGAAGGCGUGGCUAGUGGACAAUCAGAGCAGUUGUCAGUGUUCCAUGAUUACUACUCGCAAGAUGACAUCUACCCGGGUGAUCACGUGGCUGUCCUUUGGCCAUAUUCUCCACGAGCGGGUGAUGAGUUCGAACUCGAACGUGGUGAGAUGCUAAAGAUCAUUGGCAUCUGGGACGAUGGCUGGGCUACGGGUGUUCGCCUUUUCGAGCGAGCAGAGGAUUAUGAUAUUCGCCAUAGUGAACAGCGUGAUAGUGGAGUUUCCCACGGUUCCCAACGACCCGGAUCAUCGCCAGCAGCAUCCUCGGGCGAGAUCAAAGCAUUCCCGUUGGUCUGCAUCUGUCUUCCGCAGUACUGGCGGAAGAUCAUCGACUGCAGCCUAGAAGAGGAUGAUACCUAA